AUGGAUAAUGCUCAUACGAAGACAGUGGAGGAGGUUUUGGGCUUCUUCGGCGUGAAUGAAUCUACAGGUCUGAGUUGUGAGCAGCUGAGGAAAAACAGAGACAAAUGGGGACCCAACGAACUACCAGCAGAGGAAGGGAAGUCGCUCUGGGAACUGGUCCUGGAACAGUUUGAAGAUCUGUUAGUUCGAAUCCUGCUGUUGGCGGCAUGCAUCUCUUUUACUUUGGCGUGGUUUGAAGAAGGGGAGGGGACCAUCACAGCCUUUGUUGAACCCUUCGUCAUCCUCCUCAUCCUCAUCGCUAACGCGAUUGUUGGAGUUUGGCAGGAGCGAAACGCAGAGAACGCCAUCGAGGCUUUAAAGGAGUACGAGCCUGAAAUGGGCAAAGUGUACCGGCAGGACAAGAAGAGCGUCCAGAGAGUCAAAGCUCGAGACAUUGUUCCUGGAGACAUUGUUGAAGUUGCUGUUGGUGAUAAGGUCCCAGCCGACAUCAGGCUGACAUCCAUCCGAUCCACCACCCUGAGGGUGGAUCAGUCCAUUCUGACGGGGGAGUCCGUGUCAGUCCUCAAACACACAGACCCUGUACCAGACCCCAGAGCUGUUAACCAGGACAAAAAGAACAUGCUGUUCUCAGGUACCAACAUUGCAGCCGGUCGGGCCAUUGGGGUCGUCGUAGCGACAGGGGUGCAGACGGAAAUCGGGAAAAUCCGAGAUGAGAUGGCCUCUACUGACCCCGAGCGGACCCCACUUCAACAGAAGCUCGACCAGUUUGGAGAGCAGCUAUCUAAGGCAGGAACCAGUCCUUUGAUUUGUGUGGCCGUGUGGGCCAUCAACGUGGGCCACUUCAACGACCCGGUCCACGGAGGCAGCUGGCUGAGAGGAGCCGUUUACUACUUCAAGAUUGCCGUGGCACUGGCUGUAGCUGCCAUACCAGAGGGACUCCCAGCUGUCAUCACUACCUGCCUGGCCCUGGGCACCAGGAGGAUGGCCAGGAAAAACGCCAUCGUUCGCAGCCUGCCGUCGGUGGAGACGCUGGGCUGCACCUCGGUCAUAUGCUCGGACAAAACGGGCACGCUCACCACAAACCAGAUGUCGGUGUGCAGGAUGUUUGUAGUGGAUAAUGUGUCAGGAGAUCACUGCACCAUGAACGAGUUCACAGUGACUGGAUCUACUUAUGCCCCUGAAGGGGAAGUCUACAAGGACGGCUCACUGGUGAAGUCCAGUCAGUAUGAAGGCCUGGUGGAGCUGGCCUCCAUCUGUGCGCUAUGCAAUGACUCAUCGCUGGACUACAAUGAGGGAAAGGGUGUGUAUGAGAAGGUUGGAGAGGCAACAGAGACCGCCCUCUGCUGUCUGGUGGAGAAAAUGAACGCGUUUGACACCGACCUGAGGGGCCUGAGCCCCGUAGAGAGAGCCACGGCCUGUUGUUCUGUGAUUAAGCAGCUAAUGAGGAAGGAGUUGACUCUUGAGUUCUCCCGAGACAGAAAGUCCAUGUCCGUCUUCUGUUCAUCCAACAAACUCACCAGGUCAAGCACUGGAGCGAAGAUGUUUAUCAAGGGAGCUCCAGAGAGCGUUUUGGAGCGCUGCAAUUAUAUCCGCGUCAGCGGCUCUGCCCGUGUGCCUUUGACCCCGAGUGUUCGAGAGCAGCUCCUGACCACCGUGCGGGAGUGGGGAUCAGGGCGAGACACACUCAGAUGUCUGGCCAUGGCCACUAGAGACAUGCCCCCUGACAUCCACAGCCUCAAUCUGGAGAACUCAGCUGCCUUUGCCAACUACGAGUCGGACCUGACCUUUGUGGGCUGCGUGGGGAUGCUGGACCCCCCAAGGAAAGAGGUUCUUGGUGCAGUUCGGAUGUGUCGCCAGGCUGGCAUACGAGUCAUUAUGAUCACAGGGGACAACAAAGGGACGGCUCUGUCCAUCUGCCGAAGGGUGGGCAUCAUCACCGAGCAGGAGGAGCAGCAGGAGGGCGCCGGGGUCAGCGGCGGGCUCACGGGCCGGGAGUUCGACGAGCUGCCGCCUCACCUGCAGCGCCAGGCCUGCCGGACGGUGCGCUGCUUCGCCCGCGUGGAGCCGGCCCACAAGAGCCGCAUAGUGGAAUAUCUCCAGAGUCUGAGCGACAUCACUGCCAUG
Messenger RNA from Menidia menidia (Atlantic silverside), 2124 nucleotides. Lineage: Eukaryota; Metazoa; Chordata; Actinopteri; Atheriniformes; Atherinopsidae. The record is from the annotation of a GenBank genome assembly.